This is a messenger RNA of Didymella exigua CBS 183.55, 1184 nucleotides long. RefSeq lists its product as uncharacterized. NCBI's taxonomy places the organism in Eukaryota, Fungi, Ascomycota, Dothideomycetes, Pleosporales, Didymellaceae. The annotation marks the transcript as partial. The record is from RefSeq and is a predicted model, not a curated record. The transcript is spliced from 3 exons.
CUCUUUCAUCGUAUUAUAAGUAUUCUGAAUAGCCAUAGUCAUACCUUAGACUUUGCUGUCGUUUCUUCUGUGAAGCCAUAGCUUGUAACUCACAAGCCAUCUUUUUAGCUCAUCUUGACGACACCAGUAGCCUGUGUGUCCUGGAAGAUUUUGUUUGAUUGGAGCUGCGACAACAAACAGCUUGUGGCGAUGAAGUUGUACAAUCUUCUCUUUACGGCGCUUUUGAUACCGUCAGUCAUUGGUGUGUCCGUUGCUCCAAAACCUAAACCUGGCCCACUCGGUCCCCUCCCGUCUUGGCCAGGGCAAUCAACUAAGGAUCCAACUCCACGUUUCAAGGCCCCUCCCAAGACCUUUCAGCCACCACCACCACAAUCACAGCCGGAUCCGGUUUACCAACUCCAGAGAACACAAGAUCCCAACCAAGUGGUGCCAGACGUCUUCGGGAAUUCUCUUGUCUCGUACAGCAACCUUCCUGAAUCUGCACAAAACAAAUAUUACUAUAUCGAUUUGAUAAACGAAGUAAAUCGCUGGAGACUGUACACCAGUGUCCGAUUGCAGACGCAGAAAACGUAUAUCCUCCAGCUGAAUGCGACGAACAUGCCCCUUGGGUCUAAUUACACUAUUCAGACCGUAGAGUAUAACACAUACUACUCACCAAGAUAUUGGCAGAGCGCCUGGUACCAAUAUAAAGCUGCUGAUGACAAAACAGAUCACUCAACAGACCAUGAUGUAUCCGCAUUGGAGGUCGAGGAUAGUUUAGACGCAUCGUCGUCAUUCACAACAUCGCCUUCCUCUACGAGGUCAUCUUCUUCCACAGGAGCAUCUUCUUCAGAUACGUCCUCAUCAGAUACACACUCCGCUGGAGUAUCCGCCGGUCCAUACAUUGUUACCUUGGCAGGUGCAUUGGCAAUCGCCAUACUGUAUGCAAUGAUGGAUAAAUAGCUGACAAUGCAAGUGUAAAUACGAUAGAGACUGUACGUAGGUGGGCAGAAGGCUGAUGGUCGAAAGCAAAGUGAUAAUGGAUGAGAGUUCAAAAACCGAAUUUCAUUCUCUGUGUUGAACUGCUGGGCACAGACAUCACGUUGGAGUCCAGUAAUAGUGGUGUGAUAGGUUGCUACUGCACCUUUUUCAGUUUUUCGGCCCAUAGGCGUCUAUAAGAAUAAUGCCGAGGAGUUUGAGUCGCC